AUGGCCAGUCAAGACAACAUGGAAGCCUUGUACACAAUGUUUUCUCGUUUGUUGGACAGAAAGGUUGAUGAACUUAAAAGAGUACAAUCUGAAGGAAGUGAAAGGAGAGAAAAUAAUGAUGAUAUUAAGGAUGAUUACAUGGAUAUUUUAAUAACCAAAGUUCAAUUAAAUCAACAACAACCCUCAAUAUCAGUAAUAAAUACCGCUAGAAGGACCUCAAAUCGUAGUAAAACUGAUAAUAAGCUUAACGUCAAUGUGAGAAACGUAAGACAUUAA
This is a messenger RNA of Meloidogyne enterolobii, 276 nucleotides long. Lineage: Eukaryota; Metazoa; Nematoda; Chromadorea; Rhabditida; Meloidogynidae. The record is from the annotation of a GenBank genome assembly.